This is a messenger RNA of Tympanuchus pallidicinctus (lesser prairie-chicken), 5482 nucleotides long. RefSeq names its product growth factor receptor bound protein 14 (gene GRB14). The transcript is spliced from 15 exons. The coding region runs from base 344 to 1690 and encodes 448 amino acids. Gene Ontology annotation, cellular component: cytoplasm; plasma membrane. The record is from RefSeq and is a predicted model, not a curated record. Gene Ontology annotation, biological process: negative regulation of insulin receptor signaling pathway; insulin receptor signaling pathway. Lineage: Eukaryota; Metazoa; Chordata; Aves; Galliformes; Phasianidae.
CGGACGGGCGGCAGAGCCCGCGGGCAGCGGCUCUCGCGGCGCGGUGCGCUGCCCCAGGCCGCCGCCCCGGGCUCCGAGCGAGGAGCCGCCGCCGCCCCCCGACAGGAGAAAAAAGACAGACGGCAAGAUUUUGGAAAUCCCAUCAAUUCCAAAUCCGUUUCCUGAGCUAUGUUGUUCUCCAUUUACAUCAGUUUUGUCAGCAAGUCUGUUGCCCAAGGCAACUUCAAGAACUAAACAGGAUUGGGGUGAUGAGAAUUUAGACUUCAAGGAAUAUUGCAAAGUAUUUUGUUCUGUUUCAUGUUAUCACCUGAGUGAAGGUUGUCAAGUUCUAAGAAAAGCAGACAUGAGUUUGUCUUCAAGAAGAGUGACGUUGCCUGCAGUAAUGCCAAUAACUCUGCAGAAACGGGUAAUUAAAGUGUACAGUGAAGAUGACAGUAGCAAAACUCUGGAAAUCCCGAGUGAUAUAACAGCCAGGGAUGUAUGUCAGCUGUUGAUAUUGAAGAACCACUAUAUUGAUGACCACAACUGGACACUGUUUGAAGAACUUACUCAUACAGGCUUAGAAAGAGCUAUAGAAGACCAUGAAUUAGUGAUGGAAGUCCAGUCAAGCUGGGGGAUGGAAGAGGAAAGCAAAUUUUAUUUUAGAAAAAAUUAUGUCAAAUAUGAAUUUUUUAAAAAUCCCGUGAGCUUUUUUCCUGAUCAUAUGAUAUCUUUUUCAAGUGAGACCAAUGCAGCUGUAAAACACUCUGGGAUAUUACAGAUGUUCCUAAGCUCCAGCACAUAUCCUGAGAUUCAUGGCUAUUUACAUGCAAAAGAGCAGGGAAAAAAAUCAUGGAAAAAAUUAUACUUUGUUUUGAGAAGAUCUGGCCUUUAUUUUUCCACUAAAGGUACAUCUAAGGAGCCAAGGCAUCUGCAGUUUUUCUGUGAAUUCAGCAAUAGUGAUAUAUACAUGUCUUUGACAGGCAAAAAGAUUUCUGGAGCACCAACAAGCUAUGGAUUCUGCUUUAAGCCUAACAAAUCAGGAGGAACCAGAGACCUGAAACAACUCUGUGCGGAUGAUGAACAAAGUAGGACCUGCUGGAUGACAGCAAUAAGGUUGUUUAAGUAUGGGAUGCAGCUGUAUCAGAAUUACACACAACCCUAUCAGGGUAGAAGUGGCUGCAGCCCUUUGAGUAUGACACCUAUGAGAAGUAUUUCUGAAAAUUCUUUAGUUGCAAUGGAUUUCUCAGGACACAGAAGCAGAAUUAUAGAAAAUCCAACAGAAGCACUUUCAGUUGCAGUUGAAGAAGGAUUAGCCUGGCGGAGAAGAGGGUGCCUACGACUGAACUCACAUUGUAGUCCUAUUGCCAUGUCUAACAUGGCUAUUCACAGAUCUCAGUCAUGGUUUCAUCACAAAAUCUCUAGAGAUGAAGCUCAGAGACUUAUUUUACAGCAUGGGCUUGUAGAUGGGGUGUUCUUGGUACGUGAUAGCCAAAGUAAUCCCAGAACAUUUGUACUGUCAUUGAGUCAUGGAUUAAAAAUAAAGCAUUUUCAAAUUGUACCAUUGGAAGAUGAUGGGAAGCUGUUCUAUACCCUUGAUGAUGGUCAUACCAGAUUUACAGAUCUCAUCCAGCUAGUGGAAUUCUACCAACUUAAUAAAGGAGUGCUACCUUGCAAGUUAAAACACUAUUGUGCGCGAAUUCCUCUUUAACCAAAGCAUCUGUUGCUUCAUCAAAGGAAAGGGAAGAUACCAGAAUACUUUUUCUCCUCAAGGCAGUUUGUGUAGUCAGAAGGGUAAAAAUGUUACAUUUAAAGGUUCAAAGUUUUAGCUACCAAAAAGUGUAAAGUACAUUCAGUAUAGAUAAGAACUUUGUGAUUGUCAAAGCAAAAUAACUCCACGGUUUUAAAAUAUAUAUAUUAUUUCCUAUGUAAUUCUUUAGUGUUGUCUCGGACUUUUUUUCUUUUUUCCCAAUGUAAAAGUUGUGUUUUUUUUUUUUUGUUUUUUUUUUGUUUUUGUUUGUUUGUUUUUUUGUUUUUUUUUUAAUUAUAUUGUGUACCUUCUACCGAAAUAUAACUGAAGAGAAGUUCUUUGUUCUUAGGGGUUUUUUUUGUCUUUUCAAAUGUUUCUUAUAGUUUCUAUUCAUCACAUAGAAAAAGAAAAUUUACUGUGGUAAGGAUAAGCUGAACUGCACAUUUUACUUGUAAAUAAAAUGAGUAAAUAUUUUGCAUUAUAUUUUUGAAUUCUACUUUGAGGAUUAUCAUUCAAAAAGCAAAAAUCAUUAAAAUUACUUAUAACUGGUUGGCUGUAUUCAAUUGUGCUAUUAUUUAAAAAUUAUUUUUGUCCAACCUAAUGACUAGAUUGACACCUUUAUGCAAAGAUGGAGCAUUUUUUCCUUGGUAGUGACGUGUAUAAAUAUGCAUAAAGAGGUACACCUACAGUCUCUAACACAUAUACCCCUGUUAAUUACUGUGGCUUGUUUUAGAGCUGAGAAGGGAAUCAACUUCAUUGGCCCUUAAAAUGAACAAAUAAAGGUGAAUACAAUUUUUUUUCUUUUUGCUGAAAAACUGUCAAGAAUGUAUUUGCAGUUGGUUCCUUGCUUAUUUAUUAUUUAUCACGAAAUUACACAUUUCAAUGUAGCUACAAGUCAACCAAUCUUGCCAGGUGUUCCAAUUAUAAAGAUCUGUUAAGGUGGAGUGAAAUUUUGAACCAUAGCAGUAGAAAUAUUUUUAGUAUCUGUAUUUUGAAAAAGAUGCAAUACUUCUGCAUCCUUGCACAAAGGCUUAAGUGGAGUGGAGCUUGAAUUGAAAGAUGUUCCCCUGUCCUGAUGCUUUGUUAUCCUAUAGGUUUGAUCUCAUUAUGAGGGUCCAAGACGUGGCCCUGAAGUAAAGCCUGUAAUGGAAAGUAGUGCUUAGAGGUGGACCAUCAUGCUGAAUCCUGGCCCUGUGCCCAUUCCUGCUUUUGUUCUCCUAUUGUCAGGCACGCCAGGUAUUCUGCUGUAGGAGUUAGUGGGGAGGGAAAGUGAAGGAGGCCUGGCCGAGGGACAGAGCAGAUGGACACAAGAUACAGUAGUGCCAGUGCACAUCAGCUGGUAGGGUUGUGUAAAUGGUUGCAUUAGAAUAUGAUAGCUACAGUCUAUGGUUUAGUUACUGUGUGCCUGUGGAAGGCAAUCAUAAUAACAUAAUGCUGUGAUACUUAAUUUACUGACUUGAUCCACACAUCACUGACCUUUUCCUCUGAUAUGCAAAUAGAGUUUUUAAAGCUCAUUAAAAAAGCAACUCUUCAUAAUGUGUACCAAAGAUGCAACAUAUGUGGUGUCUGAGCUCAUUACAUUAGAAAUGCCUUGUAAAACUCUUCACAGACUAAUAAAUUUAACUCUUAAACCUUGAAUAUAAUUUCAAAUUGUAAUUACAAAAAUGUAGUUAUAAUUAAAACCUUUUCAGAUUUAUUUUAGCAACGGGAUUUCUUCUGAGGCCUUGUAUUCUUUCAGAAAUUGGCAUAGAAUAAAGAGAAUUGUUGCAUUCCCAUUUUUCUUAUUAUCUGACAAAUGAAAUGUGUUCUGUGGUCUGUCUGGACACGUGAAAGCUUUGCCAUCAUUUCCAUUUGUAUUUUCGUAUUUGCCUGUACAACUGGUAGAGAAGUUAACCACUCAGUAAGUAUGUAUCUUUUCACCUUUAGAAAAGUGAAUGUGAGGACUAUUGAGAGACAUCAACCAUCAAGAAUCCUUGCCUGCUUUCUUCUGUUUUCAUGAGUGAAAAAAAACAAGACAAGUCAACACUUAAAAUGCAGUAUUGCUUAACAAGCAUGGGUUUUGGACAUUUGAAAGAGUUUUUAGCUGGCAAAUAUUCAAAGCACUGUUAUCCUAUAAAGUGUUGCCUCCUGCAUUCUGGCAGGGCUUUUAAUUAAAGUCUAAACUGAAAUCUUGCUAAGAAUAAUAUAAAACCUUUUUUUUUUUUUUUUUUUUUUUUUUUUUCACUAAAAAAAAAUCUGCAUACAUUUUCUGAAAUGUGUGGUUGUUUAUGACUAUACUGAAAUAGUAAAACUAAUGAAAUCUAGGUUGGUGUAUAAAUGAGUUAACAGGCUACCUCUACGUUUCAGUAUUACUGGUGAAAGCAGCAUGGAAGAAGUAGUCUUAUUGAAAAAGCAACAAACAAAAAAAAACCCACACUGAGAUCCUGCAGUACUUGAAAACGUGCUAAAUGGUACAGGUGGUUGAUGUAUGACUUACAAGAUCUUUGCUAGCAAGCACUAUUUUCUUGUCAGAAAAAUGGCAAGUUUUUUAUUAUAUCACUCAGUAUAUGUUUGACCAUAAAGUUCUUUGAGGGUGUGGGCAACGCUGUUGAAAUAGAAUUUCAGUGUGGUACUGUGGCUUCUAAUUAGAAAGAGUACACACUUCUUUGGUGCCCACCUUCACAAAGAAAAUUGGCUAAUCAGGAGUUGUUAACAGCAGGGUGAAAUCAGUACUAUUUUGGGCAGACUGGUCUGUCUGUCUCCACCAGCUAACUUCUCUGUAAGUAUGGGAAUUUUAUGUCUACCUCCCAAAGGAUUUAAAGACCUUUAAAAAAAAAUAUAUAUAUAUAUAUAUAUAUAUAUAUAAUUGCAAUUGAUAUUGUUUGGAAAGUUUUAUUUUAAUAUACAAGAAAGAUAUAUGUUUUUGUCUUUACUCUGGGGAGGUCAAAGUCUACAGGCUUAAACUAAUUAGAGAAAAAUCAAUGUCAAACUAGGUUUGAAGCAUCAUGUUUGAAAAAACACUUCAUAAUUUCUUCAGAUUUCAAAAUUUAGACUUCUGCGUGUGUCUGUGUAGAGCAGUGCCAGGAGGGGAGCGGCUUGCCUUGCAGAAGUACCAGAAACAGUGUAACUGCAUGCACAUCUUUCUGUGUGGGGUAAUUAGCCCUGCAGCGGUGCGUUCUGGAAGAUGUGAGCUAGUUCAGAUUGCUCUAAAGCAUGGCAUUGUAUUUGUUGGCAUGCCCUUUGUGCUUUAGCUUCCAAUCUUAAAAUCUUUUUGGCUCAAAGGAGAUUAAAAGUUAAUUCACUGGUGUUUCCUAAUGUAUAUACACAUACAGGCAGAAUUAAGGUUCCAUGGGCAGCAUUAAAUGACAUUUUUAAACUUCUGAAUGUUUUUACUUAACAAUCUUAUUAAGUCACUUAAUGACUUUUUAGACAUAUAACAAGCCUUCAGUUCAUCAAACCAAACGUUUUGAAAGAGAGCUUUAACCCGUUAAAUAAAAGAGGAUUACAUAUGUAACUAACUACAAGUGGGGCCUUUCAAGGACAAUUGAAUUUCUGUCAAAUGUUGUCUGUUACAUCCUGGUUACGGAAUUGUAGUUUUUUGUGUUUCCCUGGGGGUAGAAUUUCUCUGCAGUGUAUGUGGGCUUGGAGCAUCUUAAUUUUAAUGCACAAAUCAGGUUAUUUUAAAGGAAUAAACUUUUUUUUUUUUUUUUUUGCUAUGUUGUUUUUUAAGGUUAGUUGUCUUCAUCUAAAUAAAAGCCAUUCCUUAAUGCUUAA